Molecule: messenger RNA, 360 nt
Organism: Macrosiphum euphorbiae (potato aphid)
Lineage: Eukaryota; Metazoa; Arthropoda; Insecta; Hemiptera; Aphididae
Source: the annotation of a GenBank genome assembly
AUGAACUCUCCAAUUACUGAUGAUGAUGGUCUUUCAGAACUUGAAAAUAAAAUGAAAGACAGAAUCUUUUAUAAACUAGUUGUUAGUGAGCUGACCAGGCUUGGAGGUCAAACUCUGUCAAGAAUCAUCAACAAGAUGUUGAAGAAAGUUUUUGACGAUACCAUAUUGAUUAAGUUUACCUAUUACGGUUUGAGAAACAAAGACAAUUUUCAUACGCUGUCCAUUAAUAAAGCUAUUUUUGAUGCUGUAAGAAAAUCUAAACAGAAAUCUGUUUCAGAUGAGGAAAUCAUCAUAUCGAUUGGGAAAUAUAUGACUGGAGCUAAAGGCAGAAUAGAACAACAAAACAACAAAAACAAAUAA